Molecule: messenger RNA, 4769 nt
Organism: Pelodiscus sinensis (Chinese soft-shelled turtle)
Lineage: Eukaryota; Metazoa; Chordata; Testudines; Trionychidae
Source: RefSeq, a predicted model, not a curated record
UGGCCACUAAUUGUGUCUUCUAAUUUUGUAGGUGCCAAACUUGAGACACCUGGAGCUAGAGUUGCAGAAUUUCUGAGGGUUCACAACUGCAACUGAAGUCAGUAGAAGCUUUCCUCUGAAUGUAUAAAAUGCUAGGUGCUCUGAAAAGUCAGUCUAUAGGCAACUCAUAUUCUACACCCCAAGGCUAUUGAAAAAUUUCCGGUAAUGCUGAGGGAACUCAACAUGAUCCCUUAAGAAAUCUGUUAAAACUGAAGAUCGCAAGAUGCUGUUACAAAGAAAAUCUUUUUAGUGAAGAUUUUUAAUUGAUAUAAGCAGUUCUCACAAAUCAAAGCUCUUUAAAUCAGCAACUUACAAGGAGGAAGGAGAUGUGACCCUGAGUAUGUUUUAGAGCAAAGGGGACCAGACAAGAGGUUAACACAAAGUCAAUAGUAGAGAGAAGUCAAGGUUUUGGAAAUGGAGUGGGGAGGUGAAUAUUCUCUUGAUUCUUCCAACUUAGAUUGUUUAUUAAACAUUCUUCCUGGGGACCUGGAGUUUCAACAAAUCCUCAGUGACAUUGAUGAGAAAAUAAAGAAAAAUUCUGCUAGCAUGGAACAAUGCCUUAAGGAUCUACAGUCAGAAGUAAAUGAGACUUGUACUGAUGAGCUGUUACAAAACACAACUGACUGCCUUCAUUGGCUGAAUAACUGCUGUUUCAGUUCCCUCAAACCGUAUUCUACGCCUCAAGGAGAAUUGAUUGAAUUUCUUAAAACCUUGCAAAGCUUGCUGAGGAAUGAACAAAACCAAGAAGAAAUGAUACUUCACUUUCUUCUGGAUCUCUCCAGUCAGUGUGGAGUCUCAUUUCCAUGUACUCCAAGUGGAACAUCUUUUGAAUUAACAUCCAGAGCUUCCCUUCAUGCCAUUGAGGAUGAUUCAUCUAUGAACAUCAAAUCUGUUUGGGAUGAUGUGAGAUUACACCUUCGACGAUUCUUAGUAAAUACACUUCAGAGUCCUCAUGAAACAAAUACUGUUACUUUAAAACAUCAAAUACAGUUUAAAACUCAAUGCAUACAGCAACUUUUGUUUCUAUAUCCAGAAUCAGAAGUUCUAACUAAGUACCAAAACAUACAGAAUAAAUUGGUUUCUGAGCUUCUGCAGAACUGUGUUCUAUCUAGCUGUGGUGAAACAAACUUUGAUAAGGUGGUGCAUGGUUACCAAAGUUCAAUACCUACACUAUGCACAAUGAUAAAAGAGGAUUUGUAUAUACUAAGUGGUACUAUAGAUCCUUCCUCAACACUGAUGUUUAUUAAUGAAGCUUAUCUGGAUACCAUCACAGAAGAAAUAACAAUUCUUCUUGAAAGACUUUGUGAACUGCAGUUCAAAGAAAAUGCGCUACAUAUAAUUAAGACAAGCAAGAUUUCAAAGAAGCAUAGAAGAACAGUUCAUGCUUUGGCUACCCAAGAAUACCUCAGAAAAGGAAGGAACUUCUGUUUAACAUUGUAUCAACUCAAAUGUCUUUCUCAGCUUAUACAACUCUUUUUGUCGAUGGAAAAAAGAAUUGAAGAACUUUCUGCAGAAAUUCUCUCAUUGCCUUGUUUCACUGAAAAGAACAAAACUGUUCAAGGAGUUCUGAAGAAAGCUAGUGGGGAGCUUUUAAUAGGGGAAACUAGAGCAAAUGAAACCAGUGUGCUUCCUGAACAGUUACUUCAGGUAAAAGAGACUAAUUUAUUGGAUUUUAGCUGGAGGAAUGCAUUUAAUGGCCUGUCUUCUUCUGUGGCACACUGUAUAACAAUAGCAAUUGAAGAUUUUUCAACUAAAAUUCUUCAGCACGAGCAGAAAGAACAGUCUUCAGCUACAGUCUAUACAAUGAGCCUAAUAAACAUCCAGCAAAUGAAGGAGUCCUGGGGAACAGUACACAAGGAAGAACAACCAAAACAAAUUGCAAAGUUUUGUUCUGACAUUAUGGAAGAACUCGACACAGUGCUUCCACUGGCUCUGGCAUGCAGAGAUGAUUCUCUUCAGGAAAUUAGAGAAAACUUUGUAGAGGUCUGCUGUAAAGUAGCAACAGCUGUUCUGCAAAGAUUGGAGGAGAGAAGCAAAGAAGUUCCCUCUGAAGCUCCACUGCAAAACUUGUAUGCUGUUCUCUCCACAGCAAUAUAUGUCUUUCAACAUUUUAUGAUGUAUGAUAAUUUAAUGAGAGAGACCAGCAAAAAGCCCCUUUUCCUAGUGCCUGUCCAGGGAUAUCAGGAAUUCAUCAGCGUUCUCCAGUUUCAAGUUACCAACUACUGCAUCAGAGUUUGUGCUACAAGUAUUUUACAGGAUGCUGAGAGCCACCACUGGGAUGACUACAAAGCUUUUUAUGAGGGGGAAAGAUGCUCAUUCUCUGUCCAGAUGUGGCAUUAUUUCUGCUGUGCUCUCCAUCAUGAUCUGUGGACUAUUCUACCCCCCAAGUUAGCCCAGGAGAUUCUAAAAGAAGUGCUGGAGAAAUCUUUGGCUGUGCUGGCCUGCAGAUAUUCUCAGGCCCAUCCCAGUUACAAGAGAACUCCACAGAUAAGAAUUGAUAUCUCAGCGAUUUUAAUAUCUACUGAAAAUAUGCUGUGGUCAACUUGCAGCUCAGUGCAGGAACUUUUGAAUCCACAUAAAGAGAAAGACACCAAGAUCUAUAAAAUACAUGACUACUGCAACAGUCUGCUCUCUGCACUUGCUAUUUUAACUGCACCUUUGAAGAAUCUUUAUGAGACAUUUCAGAAUGGUUUUGGUGAGCUUCCAUCAGAUUUCUCCAAACCAAGUAUCAGUCACCCGCUAUACUGGCUAUCUUGCAUAACACCAUUUUGUCCAUCUUUACUUAUGAUUCCAUCAACCGGAGAAAUGGCAGCCCAGGGUCAACUGAAACUGCUCUUAUCCCAACCGUAUUGUAAUUGGAACUUACUUUUGGAAACACUGCUACAUCAGGAUUGCCUCUUAGCGAAAAUUUUACUAAGAUGUUCAAAAACUGAAGUAUCAAAAUAUGAUGAACAAAGUUCCUGCAUAAAACAGAUAAAUAACAAAGAGGCCAGUUUGACUGAAGCAAUCUUUACAGUGUUGUCUUACUGCACUUUAUCACCCAAAUCCCUUGGUAGUGUUCUUGAGAGCUACAUGGAAAAAGAGCAACUGUGGGAUUGCUUAUACAAUAUGUCAGUGUCUAGUUGUGGUGAACCAGAGCCAGAGGUUAUCAGAUGUUUGAAGAUGACUUUGAUUAAUUCAGUCAAGGGUAUAGUGAAGCAGAUAAUUUCUUUGAUGCAUUCAUGGGAAGCAACAGAAAACUAUGGAACCUAUCAACACAAGCAAAUAGUUCCUGAAAGUUUGCUGAAGACCAUUCCAAAGGAGUGGAAUUAUACACCUAGAGAAAUGAAGAGAAAAGAAUCUGGGAAAUGCUUCACAAGACUUGCAGCUGAAGCUGUAUCUAUUGUAAUCAGCAAGUUACCUACCGUGAUUGCAUGUUUGCCUCCCCCAAUUAAAUACUUCUUUUUUCUGUCUGAGAAGAAAAUGUCAAAAAACUUUGUUGAAUCAAAGAAAGCUGGUCUGCUUGUCUGGAACUUGAUUGUAAUUAUAUGUCGGAUCUUUGAGGAUGGAAACACAGCAGAACUUUUAACAGGUGCAACGCUUGACAGAUGGAGCAAAGAGAAACUGAAUUUAGUUCGUGUGUGUUUGGAAAGUAUUGUGGGAAAACAGAAAAGUAGUCCUAAACAAGUAACGCAGAAGGUUAUACAGAGUAUAGAACAACAAAGACCAAAUUGGAUUGAAAGCCAGUUGUUGAAAGCAAGAAAAUUGAGCACUGACUGUGCCUUUAUUUCAGUAGAAGAAGGUGCAGUGUUAGAGAAGGAAGGUAUUGCAUUUGAAUUGACUACGGAGAAAAUAAACAUGAUGGUCCUGGAUAUCUGCCACAAACCAGGUGGCAGCGAGUACCUGAGGCAAAUUUAUCACAUCAUCCGGCUCAAUGAGGGGAUUUUGAAAGAGCUGUUGUCUUGUGAGAAUUCUGAAGAGGAUGUAAUACCUAUUAAACAUUCAAAUUUGACAUUGAGGAGCGAAGAAGAGCAGCCUAUUUUCAACCCUCUCCAGGUGCACCGCCAAUAUUGUACAAAUGUGUUUGAUCAGUCAGCCAUUACUGAGUGGAACUGGGAUUGGUCAAGCUUGCUGCCAAGUUAUCUGGGAUUGAAUCAAAUGACCUUCAGGGCACUGCUGGCACACAGAAUCUCUACUACUGCUUACAACUGCCCUCAGUUAAAAUGAAGCAGCUGAGACUGGCUCUUAUUCUGUCCUGGUUGCUGAUUUCAUCAUUAUGAGCCAAAGGCAGUGUGAUUUGUGUGAUUUACAGGUGGGUUUGUGUGAUUUACAGGUGGAACUUGGUCUGUAAAGCCAUUCCAACUUCCCCUUGACUUCUAAUUUAAUUAGUUAUCCUCGUGUCCUUGCAUGAUGGGUAUAAAUGGGAACACCUGAUUUACCAUCUCUACACUACCCAUUACUGUAUAUACCUCUCCCAUGUCAUCGAUUCUUUGUCUCCUUUUUAAACUGAAUUGUUAGAAUCUUUAUCAUUGCUCCUAUUUUGGAAGUCUUUCCAUUCAUUGACCUUCUCUGGAUUCUUCCAGUUUUUGCUGUGUCUUUAUUGAGAUGACAGGAACUAAACUGAACACAUUAUUUAAAAUGAGACCACUAUACUAUUUACAGUAUUAUAGUCUAUCAUGUUCUUUAACAAAUUGUAACAUUUUAAUUCCUUUAUCAGCUGCUGCUAUACAAUGAGGAUACAUGUUUUCAUC